GAGGAGAAAGUACGCGAAGCCGAAGACCUCAGCGCAGGAACCCGCGCGGCCGCGGCCGCCAGCGACAGUCGCGCCUGCGUUUUAUUCGCGAAAUAUUCGAAAUGUCAUAACGCUGAAUUCGAGAGGAAACGUCGCGAGGAAAUGCCGCGUAAAUAAAUACCUCGGCGACGAAUCGCGACAGCCGAAAACCGACAAUGUGCCCAUGGAGAUCAGUGGCUAUAUUUUUUGUGCUCACGCUAAGCUGUUUGGAGGGUAGGAAGAUCACGCCGCAGGAUAUACAUGAUAACCAUGUUUCCACGGGCAACAGAUCGUCAAGGUUUUUAUUCGACCAAAUCUUCGGUUUGGAAGUACCUCUGUUGGAGGAGCAGAGCGUGGAAGAUGACGAGGAAGAUACCCAGGUCAGGAAUUGUUCCUGCGAAUGCGGCAGAGCAAACCCACUUCCUAGAAAGUUAGAGUGCGGUGGGCCGAACCAGGAGAACCGCAUCGUGGGUGGAAUGCCGGCUGGUAUUAACCGGUACCCCUGGAUGGCGCGGCUCGUAUACGACGGGCAGUUCCACUGUGGAGCCUCGCUCCUGUCUAAGGAGUAUGUUUUGACAGCGGCACAUUGCGUUAGAAAACUCAAACGAUCGAAAAUCCGAGUAAUCCUGGGCGACCACGAUCAAACGGUGACGACAGAGAGCGCCGCCAUCAUGAGAGCCGUCACCGCCAUCGUGCGACACCGCAGCUUCGACGCCGAGUCAUACAACAACGACAUCGCGCUGCUCAAGCUGCGCAAACCCGUCAACUUCUCCAAGAUCAUCAAACCCGUGUGUUUGCCUCCAGCAAGUGUAGAGCCAUCAGGUAAAGAGGGCAUCGUGGUCGGAUGGGGCCGUACAUCGGAGGGUGGUCACUUACCCGCAAUUGUGCAAGAAGUACGGGUGCCUAUUCUGUCACUCACGCAGUGCCGGGGGAUGAAGUACAGAGCAACGCGAAUUACUAACAACAUGCUUUGCGCGGGUCGAGCGUCCACAGACUCUUGCCAAGGCGACAGCGGCGGUCCAUUGCUUAUACAAAAUGGAGACAAGUUUCAAAUCAUAGGUAUAGUAUCGUGGGGUGUCGGCUGUGGUAGACCUGGGUACCCUGGAGUUUACACUCGGAUAACCCGGUACUUGCCCUGGCUAAGGGCGAACCUGCGAGACACCUGCCUUUGUGGCAAUUAAUCAUUUUAUU
Molecule: messenger RNA, 1209 nt
Organism: Maniola jurtina (meadow brown)
Lineage: Eukaryota; Metazoa; Arthropoda; Insecta; Lepidoptera; Nymphalidae
Product: trypsin-1-like
Exons: 8
Coding region: 195-1199 (334 amino acids)
Biological process (GO): proteolysis
Molecular function (GO): serine-type endopeptidase activity
Source: RefSeq, a predicted model, not a curated record